Messenger RNA from Patella vulgata (common limpet), 3757 nucleotides. RefSeq names its product myocilin. The transcript is spliced from 2 exons. Bases 174 to 1685 code for a protein of 503 amino acids. The record is from RefSeq and is a predicted model, not a curated record. Lineage: Eukaryota; Metazoa; Mollusca; Gastropoda; Patellidae. Gene Ontology annotation, biological process: signal transduction.
ACCACAUUGUAUCAUUGUUCGAUAGAAAGUCGGUGGAAUCCUCUGGGAUACAACGUUGAGUGUUUGAAUGAUUUCUUAAUGAAGACACAACUUGGGAAAGGAUGUUAUAACAAUUCUUCCAGAUUAAUCAUUUGAUUCAGGCAAGUGCAGACGGGAGACUUCGUAAAGACAAAAUGCCAGGAAAACGGUUUUCUGUGAUUUUUGUAUUUUUGAUCUCGUUGCUAGCCGUUGGUUUUGUUAGCGUCCAACCCAUUAAAAAUGAACAAUGUGAGUAUGAUAUGGACCUGGUGAAAAAUACGAUGAAGGUUGUGUGUAAGGGCGACUCGGCCAGAGUCAACAUAAUAGCCCACAACGCCGUGGUCAGUCAGCCUUCCAGCAGAUACGAAUCUUCCGGCGAGAUGCCCCCAGUGAACACCCAGGACUGGAUGCCGUAUGGGGACAUGAACACCAUGAAUAGCAUCCCAUUGUCGAACACCGUGAAAAAUUCCACAAAACAUAUAGAAUUGCUUAAACAGCGUCUUUCGAUGCACUCCAGCGCCAUGUUCAACAUCACUACCCUGCUGACGGAGGGCGAUGAAGGUUUGACGUCAGAUCUGAAAAAGCUCCGACGAUUGGCCCCGAACAAAGAAGCCUUAAAAGAAGGGAUGUUGGCGGCCAUUAGGAAUCAGUACAACUUCAUGAGGACGGCCAUUUUGACACAGAACGCAGAAUUGUCGAAGCUUAUUUCUUCUCUGAACAGUUUGUUGGAUAUAACAUCAAAGGCCAUGCGUGGUGCUGCUAAGGCUGAUGAUGAUAUCGUUGAACAGAUUGGAUACGUUAACAAGACGAUGAUCACCAUGAGAAGAAUGAUGUCCAAGGAACUCAAGAAACAAAGACACAGGCCUUCAAAUAACCAAGGUAACUGCCCAUUAGAGAUAGCAGCUAUUGGUAACGGUCAUGCUAUGGAUGUCCGAGUUAAAAAGGGAACCAUAAUGAGAGAUGGUGGUGCUAUUAGCGACAAGCUAUGGAUCAUGGAAGGCGGAAGAUCGUCGGAUCAACUUAUAGAAUACGAUUCGGAAAUUGACCAAGAAUAUCAACUUUUUUCCAAAGCUCAUACGUUGCCGUUUAGAUGCGAGGGGACGGGUCAUGUGAUGUAUAUGGCCCAUCUCAUAUGUCAGAAAGCCGACUCCAACACUAUUGUCAAAUAUGAUAUGGAUAAAAUGCUCAUCGUCGCGGAAGUAAGUUUAGGGACAGCGGGAGUCCAGGGAACGUAUCCUUAUCAAUUUGGGGGAUAUAGUGACAUCGAUUUAGCCGUGGACGAGUUGGGCUUGUGGGUUGUGUACGCCAUGCCAGAUUCCGCGGGAAAGAUGAUGAUUAGUAAGCUUAAUGCUGAUAACCUGAUGAUCGAGAAGACCUGGAUGACCAGAUAUCCCAAAGCCAUGGUCGGUAACACCUUCAUGAUCUGCGGUGUCCUCUACGGCACCAACUCCUACAAAGACUCGCCGACCUUUAUCAAGUACCGCUACGACACCGAAACAGGUCGAGAUAAAAUUCUCAAGGAUGGCAAGCUGCAGUUUGCGAAUGGCGUGAGACAGAAAUCCCCGAACACCGUAAUGCUGGACUAUAAUCCUGGUGAUCGAAGACUCUAUGCUUGGAAUAAUGGCAAAGGCGAACUCUAUCCCGUUUUCUUCCGGGAAAUACCAUAGAGAUAUGGCUAAAUCUAUUUGUUAAGGCCAGCUCAAUUUUUGUCAAGGUCGUUGAGAUGUAAUUAAGGUUAGAACACGUGAUCGUUGGCGAGAUUGUAGGUUAGGGUUAGAAUAAGCAUUGGGCUAGGUCCAGGGUUAGGGUUGGGAUUAGUGCUAGCCGUGUUUACAUCUCGUGACCUAUGACGAACGAUUGAGCUGGCCUUAUCAUUAAGCACUAACCAUAGAGAUAUAAAUGUAUUUAGAACAUUUGAAGGAUGUCGCUCUUCGAUAUUUAUAUAGGCGGAUAAUACAGAAUGGUUCAUUUUGACGAAAGUGUGCAAGAACUUCACAAAAAUAUCCAACAUGGAUAGGCCUACAAUUUUCUUAAAGGGACAAUAACACUCUUGCUGGCUUGAAAGCUCCAGAAAAAAAAUAAUAUCAUUAUUUAAGUACUAGAUGUUUAAGUGUCCUACCUGUUGUGUAAAUUAUCCAUUACAUCCUAUUUUACUUGUCCAGAGGGUUCGAAAAUAUUUUUAAAUCGAAGUUUCAUUUGAAAAGGUUUACGUUAGACGUUUCAAACCAUUAUGUUGAAUUUUUCAAAAUUUUUAAAUAAGGUGUGUUAAGAUGAAAUUUGUAUCAUCAAUUAAUUGAAAUAUUCUAAAAUAGUACAAUUUGUUGACCAGAAUAAAGAUUAGGACAUAUUAUUCAGUUACGACAAGAGUGGUAUUGAGCCUUUAACUUAAUCAGUCCGAAUCCCCUGGCCCCAAGUUCAGAAAACAUUCUCAGACUUAAGUUAAGAAUUUACUCAAAAUUGUUUGUCUUAUUUUAACGGAAUAUACUCCUUUAUAAAACUUUUUUGUUUUAAUGUAUCAAAUACAUCAAUAAGAAACUAUGUGCACAUUUUUUUGUUUCUGGGUCAAAGAUAUUUCUCAUAAACGGUGAUUGAAAUUUGAGUAAAUUCUUAACUUAAGUCAGAGAAUGGUCUGUUAACUCCGGGUCAGAUCGAUCUAUUCAAAGCAAAGUUAGAAUAUAUUCUCGAUUGUCAAGUACUGCUUUCAGAGUGUGUGUUCGUGACGUUAUACUAGAUUUUUUCGCACGUGAUUGAUUGAUUUGAAUUUGUCAAUUAGAUGUUCUAUCCACUUAUAUCGACGCCAUUGGUGUUUUCAAUAUGCUUUACUAUAAUACAAGUCAAACUUUUUAAAAUCAUAUUGUGUCUAUAGGUAAUAAAAUUCUGUCAUCGGUCUGUUAGCUGAAUAUCGGUGUUAUUGAAAAGUCCGCGUAUAAAAUAAAUGUAUGUGACUAUUCACUUAAGGUUAUGCAUUGUACACACGGAGAACUACGAUCGUAACUACUCUACUCUCUGUCCUAGAUGGCCGCCAUAUCCAACAAUCAAUAUACUGUUUUGUAAUUCGGUCCUAAUCCAGUUAAUAUACACUAAAACCUUUUCAAUUUUAUUAAAUGAAAACAGAAUAAAAAUUCUCAAAAUACGUUGAUUAAGGACUUAAAAUGUCGGUCAACUAGUUUAGUAUAUCGCAUAAAACCAUUUUAUUGAACAUGCAGAUAGUUAAAGACGUAUUAUGUGAGAGCUCAAUUUGUCUAUUGUAAGAUGCUUUUCUGUAUAUUAUUUAGACAUUUGUUAACGUGAUACGUCCAUAAUCAACUCUCUAGACCUUUUGGUGGCUUUAAUAUUGAGUGGUUUAUCAAUAUCUGCGUUAAACACUUAUGUGAGCGGCCCAGCCCGCAAUUGUCCGAAAAUGUGUGACUGCACUCACUUUGACUGCCUUUCUAUUCUUAUAUAUUAAAAGUCAUAUUUCUAUUAAAAUUAAUACAAAUUUAAUUACAUCCGCUGGCCUAACCGCGAAAUAUAUUCGCUCAGAAUAAAGCGAUUUGACUCAAAUUUUCAAUAUAUUCAUUUUUCAUUAUCUAUAUAUGAACUAUUAUAUAGCAUGAAUGACCAGCUCUUUAUCUAAAUAUCGAAUCUGUAAACUAGUUAUAAUCGUUUCGUCUACUGGUAUUUCACUUUGAUUCUGUUAAAUCUGUAUGUUAGAAGUUUAUAUGUAGUCGGAAAUUUGUAAUAAAGUUUUAUUACUUAA